Rangifer tarandus platyrhynchus (Svalbard reindeer) is the source of this 399-nucleotide messenger RNA. NCBI's taxonomy places the organism in Eukaryota, Metazoa, Chordata, Mammalia, Artiodactyla, Cervidae. The record is from the annotation of a GenBank genome assembly.
AUGGGGCUUCCCAGGUGGCUGCUGCUGCUGCUGCUAAGUCGCUUCAGUCGUGUCCGACUCUGUGCGACCCCACAGACGGCAGCCCACCAGGCUCCCCCGCCCCGGGAUUCUCCAGGCAAGAACACUGGAGCGGGCUCCCAUUUCCUUCUCCAGCGCAUGGAAGUGAAGGUGAAGUCGCUCCGUCGUGUCCGAGUGUUAGCAGCCCCAUGGACUCCAGGCUCCUCCGUCCAUGGGGUUGUCCAGGCAAGAGUAGUGUCCCAGGUGGCGCUAGUGGUGAAGAAUCCGCCUGCCAACGCAGGAGACGCAAGAGAUGUGAGUUCAAUCCCUGGAAGGCAGAAUAUCCCUUGGAGUAGGAAAUGGCACCCCACUCCAGUAUUCUUGCCUGGGAAACCCCACUAG